AUGUUUUUUCUUAAACAGCUUAAAUCCAGUGUGGUGGCUUCACAAAGGUUUACCAGCGGAUCCUCAUGCAUUUUUCGUUUACCAGCUUCUAAAUCACGAUUUAACCGAUUAUUUUUGACAACUAGAUUUCAAUCAUCGUUAAAAAUUAACCCUAGGAAUGUAACCAGGAGAACUCGUAAUGGCGUCGAGAUACCUCCGUUUCCAAAAAAAAACACCCGAACUCAAAAUAUUUUAGCUGCCUUUGCACUGUCUCUUGCUUUUGGUACCGUUGCCUACAAUCUUCAUGAUCCUUUUAAGGAUAUUGUUGAUGGAAUUUAUUUUUCAAGUAAACGAAUCGGGGUGGUCACUGUCGCUUCGGUACAGGGGUUUUUAAUUUAUAAAUCUCUUCUUUCUAAAAAAUUUGAUUCAGAGGAAGAUCGAGAUAAAGCAUAUUCAGAGGCUCAUCUACAAGCUGCUUUGAUCACCCGCAAUGCACUGGAAAGAAAUGCUGGAAUCUUUAUAAAAAUGGGUCAACAUAUAGCAGCAUUAACAUAUCUAUUCCCCCCUGAGUGGACUGAGACAAUGAUACCGUUGCAAGAUAAAUGUCCUAUUUCUUCGAUUGAAAGUAUUCAUUCCAUGAUCGAAAAUGAUCUUAAUGUUAAAUUUAGUGACAUUUUUGAGGAUUUUGACACAGCACCUAUUGGCACUGCUUCUCUUGCUCAAGUUCACAAAGCACAUUUGAAAGAAACGGGUGAACUUGUUGCAGUAAAAGUACAACAUCCAACUCUUCAACAAUUUGUUCCUCUUGAUAUCCUUAUGACCAGAACGGUUUUUGCUAUGCUUGACUACGUUUUUCCCGAGUAUCCACUUACAUGGUUAAGCGAAGAGCUUCAGUCUUCUAUUUACGUCGAACUUGACUUUACUAACGAGGCUAAAAACUCUCAAAAAACUGCUGAGUAUUUUAAGGAUUAUUAUGAUGUCACAGCCCUUCGUGUUCCCGAAGUUCGUUGGGCAAAUAAACGUGUUUUGACAAUGGAAUAUCUCUCAGGGGGGCGCCCUGACGAUAUCCAAUUUUUAAAAGACCACAACAUUUCCCGAGCCGAUUUAACAGCUUGUUUGGCGCAUGUUUUUAACAAUAUGAUUUUCACUCCUAAUGUAGGUUUACAUUGUGAUCCUCAUGCUGGAAACAUUGCAAUUAGGCCUAUUGAAAAUGCUAAUGAGGGUUCUGGAAUCUGGCGACUUCUUCAAAAAACGUUUGCACCUUGGGCAGCUCCAAGAAAUUUUGAAAUUAUUCUAUACGACCAUGGCCUUUAUCGAGAUGUUCCAACACCUUUGAGACGUGCUUAUGCUCACUUUUGGCUUGCACUAAUUGACAAAAAUGUUGAUUCAAUGAGAAAAUAUGCUAAGGAAUUUGCUGGAAUUAAUGAUGAACAGUUUCGUUUGUUUGCUGCCGCAAUCACUGGUCGGGAUUUUGAUAAUGCCGUACAAAAUGUUAUGUCAAAGCGUUCUGCUGAUGAGAUCCAACGAAUGACCCAUGCUGUUGCACACGAGGGGCUGUUAAGUGAUGUGAUGCGUCUUUUACACAAACUUCCACGUGUUGUUCUACUUAUUUUAAAAACCAAUGACUUGACCCGCUAUUUAGACGAAAAGCUUGACAGUCCUCUGGGACCCGAAAGAACUUUUUUGAUUAUGGCCACCUAUUGUGCUCGUACAGUUUAUGAGGAAGAUCGAGAAGGCAUCUUGAGCAAAUAUCGAAGGUUUGGUAUAACUCGUUAUACCAAGCUUUUUCUUAACUGGUGGACGUAUUUUAAACGACAAAGUCAGUUAAGUAUAUAUGAUUUCUAUGUUUCAUUCAAAGAUCUUUCUCAUGACUGA
Magnusiomyces paraingens is the source of this 1854-nucleotide messenger RNA. RefSeq lists its product as uncharacterized. Bases 1 to 1854 code for a protein of 617 amino acids. The transcript has a single exon. Gene Ontology annotation, cellular component: mitochondrial inner membrane. Gene Ontology annotation, biological process: mitochondrion organization; lipid homeostasis. NCBI's taxonomy places the organism in Eukaryota, Fungi, Ascomycota, Dipodascomycetes, Dipodascales, Dipodascaceae. The record is from RefSeq and is a predicted model, not a curated record.